Molecule: messenger RNA, 465 nt
Organism: Colletotrichum gloeosporioides
Lineage: Eukaryota; Fungi; Ascomycota; Sordariomycetes; Glomerellales; Glomerellaceae
Exons: 2
Coding region: 1-465 (154 amino acids)
Source: RefSeq, a predicted model, not a curated record
AUGUGCGGCCCGGAUACUUGCACCAAACCUCGAGGUGGCGCGCUCGCCGUCCUCAACCAACCUUUCUGCCAGCCACGGUCACCAACCUCACUUUGCAGACUCCGAGGUGAUAUUUCGUUUCACACACCAGGGAAGCCGAGCAGUCCCUUUGCUACACAUGCAAGGAUCACCAGCGGAGGAGAUCAUGACUUGCCCACGUUGUCAGACGUUGUUGUCGUCAUUCACAAGUCCGGGGAUCUAUCCAAAAGACCCGAAGAUUGUGGCCUCUUUCACCAACUGGCGUUUUCCAAUGCAUCCGUACUCGAAGACGGCUCGACUUUAGAGCUUGCUCUCCGUGAGCCCAUUUCAUUGCAAGUUGGAGACGAUGGGAUCAUCGGACGACGGGUCUCGGUGUUCCCCAAAGCCGAAAUGGACAUCGCAGUGGCAGAGGGGAUUGUCGGUUUCAAUUUUGUGAAUUCUUUGUGA